This is a messenger RNA of Paramecium pentaurelia, 1720 nucleotides long. NCBI's taxonomy places the organism in Eukaryota, Ciliophora, Oligohymenophorea, Peniculida, Parameciidae. The record is from the annotation of a GenBank genome assembly.
AUGUAAGUAUAUCAAGAAUAAACCUUCACAGAAUCAAAAUAAUUGACUUAUGAUGAGGCAUUAACAUAAGUUGGUGGAGCAGGGUUAUAUUAAAAAAGAGCUUUCUUAAUAUUUGGAUUGUAAUGGCUAAUAACCAGGUUAAUUAGAAAUAUUAAAUUUUUUAGUUGGAUAUUGUUUUCACCUGUUUUCUUUUUUAUCAAACCAACAAUAGAUUGUCGGUCUAAUGCUGAAUGUCUAAAUUAGUGUUCUUCUGAAUCAUUAGAUGAGAAAUGUUUAGAUUAUGUUUGUGUAAAUGAUUUUAAUAAUUUAGGAUGAUUCAAUACGUAGAGAAUUUGUUGUUGGUGAAUCAUUAAAUACAGCUUUCGAUGCUUUAUUACCUUGUCACAAAACUCUAUAAUCAAUAAUCUAAUCUACUGUUUAUCUUGGAUCUGUCUCAGGAUUGAUUAUUUUCUCAUUUAUUGCUGAUAAUUAUGGUAGAAAAUUGUCAUUGUCAAUUUCUUGGGCUAUGACUUCAUUUGGAGCCCUCUUAGUUACAGUAUUCUAUAUGAAUAAUCUUUAAGUUUGCUAUGAAUUAUUAGAUGAUAGCUAUAGGACUUUUCUUCUUAGGUUUUGGAGGUAAUCCAACAAUUACUGUACAUUAUUCAUUUAUUAAUGAACAUUCCUGUAAUUUAAUUAUAUCAAAGAUUUUAUAUAGAGGGUAAUUUUAGAGAGGUCUAAAAUGUUGGUGUCUAAGUGUUUUUUGCAAUUGGUGAAUUUGCUAUUAUAGCAUUAGCAUAUUUUAUUACUUAUUGGAGAUGGUUAGCAGUUUCAGUUGCAAUACCAUCUAUUUUAUUAAAUAUUGGUAACCUUUUGAUAUUUGAAUCUCCUUAAUUUUUAUAUACAAAAAAUAAGAAAAAAUGUGUAAAGAUUCUAAAUUAAAUUGCAAAAUUAAAUGGAACUUAAUAUAUAAAAAUAGAUGAUUUGGCAACUAAUCCAUAAACAAAAGAGAACAAUUCCAGGGUAUAUUCUAUUUUGGAUUUAUUAAAAUAUAAAUCCUUAAGGUAUGUAUUUUUUGCAGGAGUAAUGAUGUUUUUUGCAAUAAAGGUGACAUAUUAUGGAAUUAGUUUUGUAAGUGAUUAGUUAGGUCUCAAUUUCUUCACUACUAAUUUCAUUAUUGCUUUCUUUGAACUCUUAGCUUUUGCUACUUUAGGUAAUAUAUCUACAUAUUUUUAGAUUUUUUUAUUACAAAAUUGAAAAGAAAAACAAACAUUAUAAGUGGGUUCUUUAUUGUAGGAUUUAUGAGCUUAUAUUUCCUUUUCUAAAGUGAUCACAUAGUAUUUCGAAUCUUCGAAGGCAUUUUGGCAGGAGUAUAUUUAUUAUAUAAUUGUAAUAGUUAAUGAGAUUUCUAAUAUGUGCAGUUUGGGCUUUGGGUUAUAUUUAUGUGUCUGAACUAUUUCCUUCUGUUGUUAGAUCUUUAGCCUUAUGUUUAAUAUCAGCAGGCGGAUCUUUUGGCAGUAUAGCUUAAGCAUUUUUAAGUAAUUUAUGCUCAUCUCUUAAUGUUCAUCCUAUGGUUGCUUUUGGGAUCAUUUGUGUUUUAUGUGCUUUACUAUUGUUUCCAUUAAGAGAAACUUUACAUUAGCCUUUGAGAGAAAAAAUCGAAGAAGACUAAACUCGUAUUAGAUCAAGUAUGCUUCAUAUAAACGAUUCAGAACAAAUUACAUCACCCUUACAUGAUACAUGA